This is a messenger RNA of Ornithorhynchus anatinus (platypus), 823 nucleotides long. RefSeq names its product small muscle protein X-linked (gene SMPX). The record is from RefSeq and is a predicted model, not a curated record. Gene Ontology annotation, cellular component: muscle tendon junction; M band; costamere. Lineage: Eukaryota; Metazoa; Chordata; Mammalia; Monotremata; Ornithorhynchidae. The transcript has 5 exons. Bases 215 to 472 code for a protein of 85 amino acids.
UCACACUUCCAAACGGAGUUCUACUCGAGCCACGGACUGCUCGGGGACGAGGCACUGGAGCUAUUUCAACGACACGAAGCGAAUCGGAGUUACUACUCGGUCGAGAUCGAGUCUCCCUCCAAACCCGAAGGACUUGGGGCUUCAUUCACCUGCCUGCGGACCUUCUUCCCUAGACUAAACACCUCAGACGAAGCAGGGAGAGAACGAUCCGGGUAUGUCAAAGCAGCCGGCUUCCAACGUCAGAGCCAUUCAGGCGAAUAUUAACAUCCCAAUGGGGGCAUUCCGGCCUGGAGCAGGACAGCCUCCCAGGAGGAAAGAAUUCACGCCUGAAACAGAAGAGGACAUGCCCCCGACGGCGGAGGACGAGAAGAAACCUCCAGCGGCCAAGAAGCUCCCGGGCCCCGCCGUCAACCUGUCCGAGAUCCAGAACGUCAAGAGCGAGCUGAAAUACGUCCCCAAAGUGGAGCAGUAGCCACGGAGCCGAGGUCAGAAAGGUUUCCGGUGAAAUCUCCAACCGGAAGUCUCAGAAGAUAGAGAGUGGAUUGCGGUGGCUGCGGAUGACGGAGAUGAUUUUAUACAUUUGUACACUCCCCCUUCCCCCAACUCCGUGACUCCCGAAGGAAACCUUCCGGAAGGAGUAUCCUGUCUGAAACUUUCUUUCGACGCUUUCUUGUUGUGUGCGCUGCCUCCAGAUUCAAUAAUCGUCUUCUUCUCCCAGUGGUGGUUGUGGGGAGGAGGAAAGAGGAGAGGGGUAAAAAACAACCCAGGAGAAUAGGCUGAUUGUGCUUGAAUUGUGAACCGUCAAUAAACCGUUCCCCGGGAA